Odobenus rosmarus divergens (Pacific walrus) is the source of this 942-nucleotide messenger RNA. RefSeq lists its product as uncharacterized. The transcript has 3 exons. Lineage: Eukaryota; Metazoa; Chordata; Mammalia; Carnivora; Odobenidae. The coding region runs from base 1 to 942 and encodes 313 amino acids. The record is from RefSeq and is a predicted model, not a curated record.
AUGGCCAGUAGCCCACAAAGACAACCCAGAGGGCGGAAUGAUCCACCCCAUGUCCAAAAACCUUUCUUGCAGAUGGCCCACGCCAGCGAGCCCCUCCUGACCCACCAAACGUGGGCUCAACGUGAGUUCCUCCUCCCCAGUGAGUCCUGGGAGUGGCCCGGCUUCACCCCGCAGGCCCACCACCGGCUGGCCCUGAAGCCGCCGCCCCGCACGGAGGUCAAGUCUGAGGUGCGUCGCCGACUGAUCUACCCUUCGAAGGACGCAGCACAGCACACCUGGGGCUUUCACACGUGGCUUGAUGUGGGCCGUUUGCCUGCCACCUUUCCCACCAGGCCCGACAGGCCCUACGAUAGCAACGUGUGGCGCUGGCUGACGGACCCCAGGGCCCACGGCUGCCCCCCAGCAGAGCCCCCCAUCCCCCCUCCCUCCUGGGUGGGUCGGAACAGUUUCCUGAGCUUCAUCUGCUGUACUCCUAUCUUCGCGGACGAGAACAGGAAGAACCAGAUGAUUGUCAGGACGAUACAGGAAGUGAGAGAGCUGGAGAAACUCAAGCUGAGGAGCGAAGUGAGGGCACCUCCACUCGACACCAAGGGCAACAUCCUGUGCCCAGAGAACUUCAAGAAGAGGAGCUCCCAUGGGGCACCUGGGUACUGGCACAUCUCAGCUGGUGGAAGGUUUGAGCCCCGAGGCCUCCAACUCAUGCCCAACCCACUUCCCGGUGGUUUUGCCAAGGGCUGGCUCUGCCCGAACCCUCUGCCUCAUUACCAGGAGAGGGUGCUAAAACUGGCCUUGCUGCCCAGCACACCCCUGAGCCAGGACCUUGUGAGGAAUUACCAAACCCUGAUAGAGAACCGGGUUGCCUUGCCCCUCUGUCAUCUCUCCAAAGCACCUCCUGGUAAAACCUUAGCAAGGAAGACAAAGAGAAGACCUGGACAGAUCUAA